AUUUAUUUUAUUUUACAAACUAUUUUUACAUGAGAACUUAAUGGCUGGACUACCAAAAUUGCCAGGCCUAUCGUUUACAGACCCUACUCAAACAAGAUUUCAUAAAUCUGCAACUUUUGACAUAAUUAAUGGCUAUACGAUUCCAAAAUCGAAUUUUUUGGCACCCGGAGGGCGAGAGUUGGAAUCAAAUUCCGUAAAAUACAUUCAGAAAUCCGAUCCGGUUAGAUUUGAUCCUUCACUGACUUAUGGAAGGACCAGAUCAAAACCUUUGCCCCAAUUUAUACCUAAUUAUGCAUUAUAUGAUAAAAAAUGUCUUACGUUUAAUGCUUUCUUUAAACAAUCAGUGGUUGAAUCACCUUUGGAACAUUUUAGAAUUCGCAUAGUAAACAUUAUUUAUUUUCUUGAGGACGAUACAAUCAGUGUUAUGGAGCCUAGAGUGAUAAACAGUGGUCUGGACCAAGGAAAGCUCAUAAGAAGGCAGAAAAUACCGAAAUACAUCACUGGGGAAGUUUAUACAUGGAAGGAUUUUGCAGUGGGGAAGGACUUGUGUUUUUAUGGCGUUGUUUACCACACUGUGGAUUGUGAUUUAUUUACUAGAGAAUACAUGGCCAGUCAGGGUUUAAUAAUGGAUGAGCCAGAGCAAAUGCCUACAGAUUUGUACACUCAACAACGAAAGAGUAGGGAGGGGGUACCUAUAAGUAAAACGCCUUCCGCAGAUGACAAUCUGCGCAGGUUUUUGGAGUAUGAUGGAAAAGUUCUUAAAUUUAAGGCAGUAUGGGAUGAUAGGGAUAGUGAAUAUGGUGAAUUAAGAAAAUAUGAGGUGUUAUACUUUUUGGCUGAUGAUGGAAUUUCUGUUAAGGAAGUUCAUGAGAAAAAUGAUGGCAGGGAUCCUUUUCCAUUGUUGUUGAGAAAAACCAAACUUCCAAAGAUUUAUACAGAUCGUCCGGUAACUUUCCCAUCAAUUUACUACGAAACAUCUGACGCAGAAGUAGUAGAAUAUUAUAACCCGCAAGACUUAAAAGUGGGCGAAACGAUCUUCAUUUUGGGAAGAAAAUUUUUGCUCUACGACUGUGACGAAUCUACUCGCAACUAUUACAAAAAAGUGUUCUGUAUCGACCAAAAUGCCGCCAUCGAUAUAACGGAGAAACCCAAGAGACAGCCCCCAGAAAAAGUAAUGCCACCUCAUGAUGGUUUUGGUUCUUUGGAAGAUUCUUUGCAGAAUACUUUAACUUUUAUGCCAAAAACACCCAAAAAGGAUGUUAUAAGACAGAUAUUAAAUGCCAACAAAUACCUAAGGUAUACAAUGGUUAUGGACACGGUUCACCCAGAAGAUUCUAUAAGAAAUUUUGUCCUAUCUUAUUCCUUAGCAGAUAGUACAUGUAAAAUUCACGAGCCGCCUAUUAAUAAUUCCGGGUUUAAGGGUGGCCAAUAUUUGUCAAAUUAUUUGCUGGUUGUACCGGGAAGCGACCCCUUAAAUCCGGAUUAUUACAGCCCUGCUCAUUUUCAUAUAGGGGCUCUUAUAACUGUGUUUAAGCAAAGGUUUAUUAUAACAGGGGCUGAUUUGUACGUUUAUCGUUACAUGUUAGCAAAUUCAGAUAAAUUCCCUUGUGAGGUAAUAGAUAAUUUACGAAACUACAUGUACAAUAAAGGAUACUUGAAUGAUGAUGUCAAAGACCAAUUCCAAGAGAACAUGGAAGCUGCCAAAAUUGAUUAUAGCGGAAAACUUGAAACUCAGAUGCGCAGGAGCACUGAAGAAAAGGAAAUCAAGAAAACCGACAUGGAAAAAUGCCUGGAGUUGGUCAAAGCUGGCGGCGGCAUGGACCCGGAAGAGGAAGCAAGAAUACGCGCAGGCAUCCUUCAAGAGUACGAAGAUUCGCUAAAAAGAGAGCGCGAAAUCAUGCCGUACGGCAUCAAACCCGUCAACGAGUCGUGCCGAUACCCUGUUGUCAUUGGAGAUAUCAAAAGCAGUGUAUGUCCAGAGGACGAGACAAAUACCGCCACCUACACUCCAAAACACAUCGACACUCCCGAAGAAAAAGUCGAGAAAUACUACGCAAAAGUGCUCAAAAAGGAGCACCAUAUUUGUACUGAAAAACAACCUGUCGAAUGUUUGGACCAGCCCCCAUAUCACAUUGCCACCCGUGAUAUGGUCGAACAACCAACCCCUCUCAUGGUUCAACCCCCGGAUCUGCCCCCUGGCGCAUGUAAUGUCAAACAAGUACGAUUCGCCGACAGCGUGGACCGAUGCGAACAAGAUAAGUAUAACAUGUGCAACUUGGGACACGAUAGAACGCAUUGCGACUGCACUGACUAUCAGAAAAAAUGCUAACAAUGUACCUUUUAUACCUAUU
Messenger RNA from Brassicogethes aeneus, 2351 nucleotides. Lineage: Eukaryota; Metazoa; Arthropoda; Insecta; Coleoptera; Nitidulidae. The record is from the annotation of a GenBank genome assembly.